ACGGAAAUGAAGAAAUUACGCCGAGAAUAUAGGAACGUCAUCACGUUAUGUGUCCUUGUUUAGCGGUUGAGUCUAGAAAGUAUACAGCUUUUGUCAAAAUMUACUUUUCGUAGUAGGUUUAGAAUAAUUUAUUACGCAGUUUAGGAUAAUUAACGACGCAGGUUAGGAUAAUUAGGUUAAGGCUAGGAAAAGAGCAGCCCGGUUUAACCAGAAUAUUUGGUCUCGGAAUAAAACAGUAGCACCGAUGACCGACUGCGAGGGACUACAAGACGUUUCAUGUAGUUUCUACUGUUGAAGAAUAUGGAGGUAGUGGACAGUCCUCUUAACCUCGCCCAUAGCAGUCCAGGAAGGCAGACCGUUUGUUGGCAGCUGGUAAAUAUGAAGAAGCUAUUUCCUGCCAUGGGAAAGCUGCAGUGCUGCUGAGGGAAGCCAUGAAGUUAACAGAGUGUGAACAGGCUGGUUUGUCCAUGGCGCUCCAGAGGGACAGCCACGUGAAGCAGCAGCGGCUUAUUGAGGAGAAGUGGAAGAGGACCAGACAGGAGGGCAAGCCCAUGGUCCUUCAGAGCCACCCCUCCACCGACCAGCCCCCCGGCCUGGUGACCAACGAGCCCCCCCGCCACCCAGAGAGGGAGUACGACACCUGGCUGUACCUCCUGAAGAACAAGGGCUCCCCCCCUCCCCCCACACCCUGCCCCGGCAGCAAGGCCCACAAGGACGAUAAGACGCGUCUGGAGGAGCAGCAGACCACUAUCGCCAACCUGCGGCGCCACAUAGAUCAUCUGCUGGGAGAGAACGAGAAACUGACCCUGGACAACCAGCGCCUGCGAGGGGAGAACACCCGGCUGAAGCGGGACGCAGCGGACACGGACUUACUGGAGAAAUCCGAGCUGUGGGUUCUGCCCCAGUCAGAGGACAGGAAGAACAUCUCCAUACCUAACCUGCCCCCUCUGGAGAUGCCCACUCAGGACAUCUGUCUGGACGACCUGCCUGCCCUGGAGCUCCCCGAGGACAUCCAGCACGAACUGCAGGCGCUGCUGGACAGAGACGCCAGCCAGCCCAGUACUAACUAACUAAAGGAAGCCUGUCUACAGAGAGACGCCAGCCAGCCCAGUACUAACUAACUAAAGGAAGCCUCUCUACAGAGAGACUGUCCAGACUAGACUGGAAGCUGGCUAAUCUCAAUAAAAGUGUUUGAUUGGUUGGUGGCCUCAGGCACUAGAUAGCAACCACACAUGGUCACAG
Molecule: messenger RNA, 1242 nt
Organism: Salvelinus sp. IW2-2015
Lineage: Eukaryota; Metazoa; Chordata; Actinopteri; Salmoniformes; Salmonidae
Gene: nrbf2b
Product: nuclear receptor binding factor 2b
Biological process (GO): autophagy
Source: RefSeq, a predicted model, not a curated record